AUAGUAGCUGUAAAGUGCAACUCUCCGUAGCUUCAGCACUUCUAAUUAAUUCCAUCUACGACUACGUCCGUACCUACGUAACUCACAUCGGCCAUAUGUACCUAGAUUGCUACGAUACCAUUCCCAUUCUACAGACUUUACCAGUAUUAUCUCACGCAAAUUUCACGAAAUGCCUCCCAAACGCAAAGCCGCCGCCUCCUCCUCCGCCGAGCCGAAAGAAAAACAGUCCAAGCUAGCGAAAGAACACAACAUCUCGGCGCGCGAGGAGCGCGAGAUCAAAGAAGCCUUCGCGCUGUUCGCGGAGCCCAUGGAAGGCGAGAAGGAGGGUGUCAUACCGACCAAGGACGUGCGCCGGGCCAUGGUCGCCCUAGGCCUCGCUCCCACGAAACCCGAACUAAAAGAAUUCGUCGAGAUCCUGGACCCGGACGACGAGGGGUACGCAUCGUACGAGCCGUUCGUCGCCAUCUGCGCGCUGAAGCUGCACGCGCGGUCCGGCGGCGGCGGGGGCCCGGACGCCGACGAGGUCGACGAGGCGUUCCGGCUUUUCACCGGUGGUAACGGAGGCGAGGACGCGAAGCUGACGCUGGCCCAUCUCAAGCGCGUGGCGAUGACGCUGAAACAAGAUGUGGAUGAGGCCCUGCUGAAGGAUAUGAUACUCGAGGCGAACGGCGGAGCCGGCGUCGGCAAGGGCGUGGGCCGCGCUGAGUUCGAGGAGGUUAUGCGGAGGGCUGGGGCUUGGAAGUGAAAGGGGUAAAGGUGGCGUGGAUGCUUUGUAUGAUUCGGGAGAUGUGUGUCCUGUGAUGCUGGGUUGGAGUUGGGUGUUUGAUACGCAACUCGCUAGGUCCGAGGUCUCAGAGC
Messenger RNA from Annulohypoxylon truncatum, 858 nucleotides. RefSeq names its product calmodulin. The transcript has 3 exons. Lineage: Eukaryota; Fungi; Ascomycota; Sordariomycetes; Xylariales; Hypoxylaceae. Bases 170 to 745 code for a protein of 191 amino acids. The record is from RefSeq and is a predicted model, not a curated record.